Tachyglossus aculeatus (Australian echidna) is the source of this 1770-nucleotide messenger RNA. RefSeq names its product basic proline-rich protein-like. NCBI's taxonomy places the organism in Eukaryota, Metazoa, Chordata, Mammalia, Monotremata, Tachyglossidae. The transcript has 5 exons. Bases 1 to 1770 code for a protein of 589 amino acids. The record is from RefSeq and is a predicted model, not a curated record.
AUGGACGCCGGGCUUUCCGAGGAAAACCACAAAACUCUCUUCUGGAGGGAGCGGGGAAAACUGCGGACUAAAGGGUGGGGCUGGGAGACCCCCCCACCCCCCCCGCUCAACCGAGAAACCUCCGCCCGCCUCCUCCCGGGUCACGGGCCCGGCGCGUGCCUCCUCCUCCGGCCUCCUUCUGGUUUCCCCCAUUGCCCGCCAGAGGGAGCCCGCGGCCGCUCCUCCCGGCCCCCGCCGUCCUUGCUGCUUCCCCGACUCCCCGCCAGAGGGAGCCCGCGGCCGCUCCUCUCCGCCCCCGCCGUCCUUCCCGCUUCCCCGACUCCCCGCCAGAGGGAGCCCGCGGCCGCUCCUCCCGGCCCCCGCCGUCCUUCCCGCUUCCCCGACUCCCCGCCAGAGGGAGCCCGCGGCCGCUCCUCCCGGCCCCCGCCGUCCUUGCUGCUUCCCCGACUCCCCGCCAGAGGGAGCCCGCGGCCGCUCCUCUCCGCCCCCGUCGUCCUUCACGCUUCCCCGACUCCCCGCCAGGGGGAGCCCGCGGUCGCUCCUCUCCGCCCCCACCGUCCUUCCCGCUUCCCAGACCCCCCGCCAGAGGGAGCCCGCGGCCGCUCCUCUCCGCCCCCGCCGUCUUUCCCGCUUCCCCGACUCCCCGCCAGAGGGAGCCCGCGGCCGCUCCUCCCGGCCCCCGCCGUCCUUGCUGCUUCCCCAGCUACCCGCCAGAGGGAGCCCGCGGCCGCUCCUCUCCGCCCCCACCGCCCUUCCCGCUUCCCCGGCUACCCGCCAGAGGGAGCCCGCGGCCGCUUCUCCCGGCCCCCGCCGUCCUUCCUGCUUUCCCAGCUACCCGCCAGAGGGAGCCCGCGGCCGCCCCCUCGGCCCCCGCCGUCCUUACUGCUUCCCCAGCUACCUGCCAGAGGGAGCCCGCGGCCGCUCCUCCCGGCCCCCGCCGUCCUUGCUGCUUCCCCGACUCCCCGCCAGAGGGAGCCCGCGGCCGCUCCUCCAGGCCUCCGCACUACCCGCCAGAGGGAGCCCGCGGCCGCCCCCUCGGCCCCCGCCGUCCUUCCUGCUUCCCCGCCUCCCCGCCAGAGGGAGCCCGCGGCCGCCCCCUCGGCCCCCGCCGUCCUUCCUGCUUCCCCGACUCCCCGCCAGAGGGAGCCCGCGGCCGCUCCUCCCGGCCCCCGCCCUACCCGCCAGAGGGAGCCCGCGGCCGCCCCCUCGGCCCCCGCCGUCCUUCCUGCUUCCCCGCCUCCCCGCCAGAGGGAGCCCGCGGCCGCCCCCUCGGCCCCCGCCGUCCUUCCCGCUUCCCCGACUCCCCGCCAGAGGGAGCCCGCGGCCGCUCCUCCCGGCCCCCGCCGUCCUUGCUGCUUCCCCGGCUACCCAUACCCGCCAGGGGGAGCCCGCGGCCGCUCCUCUCGGCCCCCCCCCGUCCUUCCCGUUUCCCCGACUCCCCGCCAGAGGGAGCCCGCGGCCGCUCCUCUCGGCCCCCGCCGUCCUUCCCGCUUCCCCGACUCCCCGCCAGGGGGAGCCCGCGGCCGCUCCUCCCGGCCCCCGCCGUCCUUCCUGCUUCCCCGGCUCCCCGCCAGAGGGAGCCCGCGGCUGCCCCUCCCGGCCCCGAACUUCCCGGGAGGCGGCGGGAGAAGCCAGACGAUCCAGGGAGAAGCCGACCGACCCUUCCCGCCCCUGCCCCUCCGAUACCGGGACACCGGGACACCGGGACGCCGGGACACCGGGAGACCCCCUCCUUUUCCCUCCCCCGCCCCGGUGGGACACAUCAGCUGA